AUGAAGUCGCGGCAGAAAGGGAAGAAGAAAGAGAACUCCAAGGAGAGGGUGUUCGGACGGGACCUCCAGGAGCACUUACAGUUCUGGGGUCUGGACGUGCCCCAGGUGCUACGGAGCUGUGCCGAGUUCGUGGAGGAGCAUGGGGUGGUGGACGGCAUCUACCGUCUCUCCGGGGUCUCUUCCAACAUCCAGAAGCUCCGGCAGGAGUUCGAGGCCGAGCGGCGCCCGGAGCUGUGUCGGGAGCUUUACCUGCAGGACAUUCACUGCGUGUCGUCCCUGUGCAAGGCUUACUUCCGGGAGCUGCCCGACCCCCUGCUAACCUACCGCCUCUAUGACAAGUUUGCCGAGGCCGUGGCCGUGCAGCUGGAGAACGAGCGGCUGGUGAAGAUCGCGGAGGUGCUGCGCGAGCUCCCGGGGCCCAAUCACAGGACACUGGAAUACCUUAUGCGCCAUCUGGUACGCAUGGCCUCGCACAGCGCGCAGACCAACAUGCACGCCCGCAACCUGGCCAUCGUGUGGGCCCCGAACCUGCUGAGGUCCAAGGACAUCGAGGCCUCGGGGUUCAACGGGACGGCGGCCUUCAUGGAGGUGAGGGUCCAGUCCAUCGUGGUGGAGUUCAUCCUCACGCACGUGGACCAGCUCUUCGGGGGAGCCGCCCUGCCUGGUGCGGACGCCGAAAGCGGGCGGCGGGCGCUUCCCGGGCCCUUGGCGUUUGGCGCCCCGGAGGACCACGGGCCCCGGUCACUGUCCUACCACCUGCCCAGCAGCCUGCAGGCGGGGGACGGGCCCCCCCAGAUCCGGCCCUACCACACCAUCAUCGAGAUCGCGGAGAACAAGAGGAAGGGCUCCCUGAAGGUCAGGAAGUGGAGGUCCAUCUUCAACCUGGGCCGCUCCGGCCACGAGACCAAGCGGAAACUCCCGCAGGGCACGGAGGACAGGGAGGACAAGCAGGGGACACUGAGGCCCGCCAAGAGCAUGGACUCGUUGAGCGCAGUGGCGGCCGUCGCCGGGGUCGGAGAGGACCCUGAGGGCCAGGGGUCUUCCCAGAGCACGGAGAGCGAGUCCCCGGAGACGGCCGAGGGCGGGCAGGAGGCGGCCGCCGAGGGACCCGCGGGCGGCAGCUCAGAGUCGGCACCGCGCACAGGGGUCUGCCGGGCAGAGCGUCCCACGGGCGUCCACAUCUCGGACCCGUACAAAGUCAACGUCCCUCCCCACAUCACGUCCAUCCUCAGCGCCACCCCCAACAUCAUCUCCAAGGACUCCCUGGCCCGCCUCACCCGGGGCCUCGAGUGCCCGGCCCUGCAGACCCGGCCCAGCCCUACCGCCGGGCCCCCAGCAGACCCCGAGGGCCAGAGCACGGAGAGCGAGUCCCCGGAGACGGCCGAGGGCGGGCCGGAGGCGGCGGCGGCACCGCGCACGGGGGUCUGCCGGGCAGAGCGUCCCACGGGCGUCCACAUCUCGGACCCGUACAAAGUCAACGUCCCUCCUCACAUCAUGUCCAUCCUCAGCGCCUCUCCCAACAUCAUCUCCAACGUCUCCCUGGCCCGCCUCACCCGGGGCCUCGAGUGCCCGGCCCUGCAGACCCGGCCCAGCCCUGCCGCCGGGCCCCCAGAUGAACCCGGGGAGGCCCGGCCCGCCGCCCCGUCCCUGGAGGACUCUGUGUCCCGGGCGCUGCAGGACACCUUCUCCUUCCUGGAGGACUCGAGCAGCUCGGAGCUGGGGGCGGAGGACGGGGAGCUGGACGCGGCGGGGCCCGGAGCCGCCUUCUCCCCCGACGACCCCGGGCUGGGCUACCUGGAGGAGCUGCUGGUGGCCGGGCCGCAGGUGGAGGAGUUCUCCGUGGAGCCGCCCCUGGACGACCUCUUCCUGGACGAGGCCCCCUUCGUCCUGGCCCCCAGCUGCUGCCCCCUGGCCGGGGAGGAGGAGGAGGAGCAGGAGAGCGGGGAGGACAUUUACCUGAGCGCCUACGACGACCUCAGCCCCCUGCUGCAGCCCGGAGCCCCCCACGGAUGGCCGGGCCCUGAGGGAGGGGGCGCCGAGGACAGGGGGGACCCGGGCCAGGGGGACGCGGAGGUGGGGGUGGCGGGGAGGACGGAGGGGCCCCCGGCAGAGCCCCGUCAGGGUGCUCAGGAGGAGCUGGGGGACCGGCAGCAGCCUGAGGGGCCGGGGGCAGGCGGGGAGCACCCAGGGGAGAGCGGGGAGCACCUGAAGGAGAGCGGGGAGCACCCGAAGGAGAGUGGGGAGCACCUGAAGGAGAGCGGGGAGCACUCGAAGGAGAACGGGGAGCACCGAAAGGAGAGCGGGGAGCACCUGAAGGAGAGCGGGGAGCACCCAGGGGAGAGCGGGGAGCACCCAAAGGAGAGCAGGGAGCACCCAGGGGAGAGCGGGGAGCACCGAAAGGAGAGCGGGGAGCACCGGAAGGAGAGCGGGGAGCACCCAGGGGAGAGCGGGGAGCACCCGAAGGAGAGUGGGGAGCAUCCAGGAGAGAGCGGGGAGCACCCGAAGGAGAGCGGGGAGCACCCAGGGGAGAGCGGGGAGCACCCGAAGGAGAGUGGGGAGCACCCAAAGGAGAGUGGGGAGCACCCGAAGGAGAGUGGGGAGCACCUAGGGGAGAGUGAGGAGCACCCAGGGGAGAGCGGGGAGCACCCGAAGGAGAGCGGGGAGCACCCGAAGGAGAGUGGGGAGCACCCGAAGGAGUGCGGGAAGAACCAAGAGGAGAGUGGGGAGCACCCAGGGGAGAGCGGGGAGCACCCCGGAAAAAGUGGGGAGCACCUGAAGAAGAGCAGUGAGCACCAAAAGGAGAGUGGGGAGCACCCAGGGGAGAGAGGGGAGCACCCAGAGAUCCGGGAGCACUUAGGGGAGAGCAGGGAGCAUCCGGAGAUCGGGGAGCACCCAGAGGCGAUCAGGGAGCACCCAGGGGGGAGCGGGGAGCACUCAGAGCCUGGGGGGCUGGUGCAGGCUCCGGGGGCUGCAGGGGGCAGAGACGAGGAGUCCAGAGCACAGCUGGACCCUGGGGACGGAGAAGGAAGAGAAGAGCAGAGGAACGGUGGACGCAGUGACCGCCGGGAGGGUGCUGGGGACAGGGAGGACGGAGAGGACAAGGGUGGAGAUGCAGAAACAGAAUCAGGCCCGGGGCUCAGGGAGGAGCGUGGGAGAGGGGACGGGGAGGCGCAGGGAGAUGUGGGCGCCCCAGGGAACCUUCCAGAACAGGACCCCCUGCUGGCAGACGGUGCCAACGAGGAGGAGCCCACCAGCUGUCCGCAGCCGGGCCCCGAGGCCGAGGGCUGCCGCCUGUCCCUGGGCGCGGGCGUGGGCAUGCGCCUGGCUUCCAGCCUCCUGCAGGUCCAGCACGCCCGCUCGGUGCCCGUGGUGCCCCCCAAGCCCCAGUUUGCCAAGGUGCCCGGGGCUUUGAGCGGCAAGAUCCACGUGGCGCCCGCCAGCCCCUGCCCCAGGCCCGGCCGGCUGGACGGGGAGAAGGCGUGGGGUCCGCAGGGCCCCCGGGCGUGCUGGCGCAACGGGGCCAGCCUCUCCUUCGACGCGGCCGUGGCCCUGGCCCGAGACCGCCAGAGGACAGAGACGCGUGCCCGCUCUGAUUGCAGCCUCCCGGCCAGGGCCGGCCCCUGCGGCCAGACCCCUGGGCACUGUCCCCGGCCCCAGAGCGUCCUGGUGCUCCCUGAGGACGGGGCAGGACCCCGCAGCCGGCUGAGUCUGCCCCCUGGAGACCCCCAGCCCCCCAGCCCCGACCCCGACCUGCUGCCUCAACGCAGGUCCUACGCCUUCGAGACCCAGGCGCAGGCAGGGGGCGGGGCGGGACUGUGACAGGCACCGGGAGGGGACGGAGGUGACCGGGAGGUGUGGCCGGGAGCUGCAGAAGUUGGGGGUUUUACAGGGUGCCCGGGAAGGGGAAGUCCAGCCCCGUCCCUGCCACCCCUCGGAGCCCUCCCCGCAAGCCCCUCCCUGGAGACCUA
This is a messenger RNA of Sorex fumeus (smoky shrew), 3968 nucleotides long. It is a transcript of the gene ARHGAP30, whose product is annotated as Rho GTPase activating protein 30. Gene Ontology annotation, molecular function: GTPase activator activity. Lineage: Eukaryota; Metazoa; Chordata; Mammalia; Eulipotyphla; Soricidae. The record is from RefSeq and is a predicted model, not a curated record. The transcript has 13 exons. Bases 1 to 3819 code for a protein of 1272 amino acids. Gene Ontology annotation, biological process: small GTPase-mediated signal transduction.